UAUGAUACUGUUUUACUAUGUAAUAAAUCUUUUACUGGCAACUCAGUAUCAGCGGAGUUUUUCUUCACAACAUCUAAACACCAUCGCCACUAAAUAAACAACAAGAAUUUGGCGUCACGAACUUCGGAGGUGUUGUGGCUGGCUGCGUCGCCGACAGCCUCAGUGCGCUGACUCCCGCUCCAGGCCGGCUAUUCAGGUGAGCGCUGGGUUUUUUCGUUGAGGCUGUUGGAUGUUUGCUGUCUAGCUGCACCGUAAGGACUGUGUGUGGGGGCGAUGCUGUGUUGAUGUUUGGAGUGCUUCUCCGUUCUAAAUUGGGGUUUAUUGCGUUGUGCACGCCGCAAUAAAAGGGGGGAGUAUAAUAGUGAAAAGGAAAGCUGAUGCAAAAGUGUAGAAUAGCCUAAUUAGUAACGAUAAAGUGAGCUAAUUAACACCAUGCAAGAUUAAUAAAGGUUGGGCCCUUAUCGUCUUAACGGUAAGACAUGUGUAUAUCGGUCACUGCGUGAAAGUUGGCUCAGAGAAAUAGUCGGAUCAGGUGAGAAAAUAAAAAGGGGGAACGAGAAGUGAAAAGUAAAAGCCCAGGGCCCUGGGGAAUUAGAUUAAGGGGAAAAUAGUUUACUGGGAAAAAAAGAAGUUAAAGAAAAUAGAAAAGAGAUGUGAAGAGUUAAAAAGAAUAGAAAGGAUAAGAGUUAAAGAGAAUAAAAGAAGUUAAAGAGCAUAGAGAUGAUAUGAGUGAAAAGAGAAAUAAGAAAAGGGAAGAGAAUAGAGAUGAUAAGAGUUAAAAGUGAAAAGGAGCCGCAGAUUUGGACCAAAGCCCUCUGGGAGGCGGUUUUAGACGGGCCUAAAAUCCUGGAAAAUCACUAGGUGAAUUUCUGGGUCAGUUCUAAGGAACUGGAGGUGUGGAAGGGAAAAUUCAAUUAUAAAGUUCCCACUCGAACACUAGUUGACGAACAGUGUCUGAAGCAGCUUUUUAUUGAAUAUUCACACCUCAUAAAGGUAGCAUAAAUUUAGAAGAAAAAGAGAAAAAGGAGCGGCAGGAAAAAGCAUGCUAUAGGAUAAAUGUUUUGUUCUGUGUCUUCUGUGUCUGUGAGAGCGCUGUGUGUGCUUCUGUGUGAGGGGGAUUGGCCCCCCCCUUACUGGGCGUGUGCGGAGCUGGCUUCUCCGUAUGCGUAAAUGUAUGUGUGUGUGUGUGUGGUGCUUGACUUGGAGGUGCUCCAGCUGUGUGACUGGCUUUAAGAAUGUAUAAAUGAUCAAAUAUGAACCUCUAUGAGAGGGCAUUUCUCUGAUAUCGUUAAUAUCAUGAGCUUUCCUGGGGGACAUUGUUAGAUUUAAGAUUUAAGAUAAAGUUAAGAUUUAUGAGCCUCAUAAAGAAUAAGAGGACUUUUAUAAAUUAGUAUACAUGAGCCUCAUUCAGGGGACUUGAUAAUAAUAAGCUUCAUGAGCCCCCAAGAAGGACGUUUAUAAUUUUGGAGAUGAGUGGAGAGACCAGUGAGGAUGUUUGUGUGUGUGAGUGAAGAACAUUGAAUGAGUAUGUAAGGUGUUGGAGUGAAAUAAACUGAAAUGUCUUUUUUGAUGAUAAUUUGGUGUUUAAAGGAGGAAAACAUUUGUUAUAGAUAAAAAAUGAUAUAAGAGUGGGCAGAUAAGGGGCGUAAAUCAUAUUGGAUAGUUUUUGUGUGGUCCAUAAUACCUAGUGGGUUCAUUUGAUACUUGAUUCUGAUCUGUUUUUUCCUUUGUCCGCCUAUGGUGUGUGAGGAUUGGAGGGGACAGAGCUCCAGUGCUGACACGGAUUGACCGCAUACCCAUCUGGCUCCAAUCUGAUUAAGGCCAGUGUGUUUUAUCCACAAAACUCUUUUUGACAAAUACCUGCAGUUUAAAUAUAUGUAUGUAUGCUUAUUUAUAGUCAUUAUUGUUGAUAUAUAUACAAUCUGCUUCAUUUAUAGGCUAUUAUAAGAAUAUUUCUCUAUUUGGGGGUUAAAGAGUAUAACUAUGUGUUUAUAUGAUACUAGGGGCUGUAGUUUAAGGGAAAAAGAGAGGUUUGGCAACAGACUGACUGUUCAAUGCAUUUAAUUAAUUAAGGCAACAUACUUAUUUGGUUUAAACUCUGUUAAGAAUGGCAAAUAUGAGUUUUAUUGUUUGUGCAUGGUUUAUUCUGAUUUGAGCGGCACGGGGGAUUCAAUGUUGAGACUAUUGGAUGCUUUAAGGUGCAGGGGUUUGAACAUUGGGUGAUAAAUAGGUGAUUGUCUUGCUGCAAAUAGGAACACAUCGGGUGAUAGCUGGUCCCUUGUGGGUGUGUGAUUACUUUGAGCUUUGUAUAGGAUUAGAUUUUUAUUUGUUGGAUAUUUGAGGAAAUUUUAUUUGCAAUUAGGCAGAUUAUUUGUGUGUUUGGUCCAUAUUAUAGGUGGAUUUAUUGAAGUGAAUUGCUAAUUACAUUAAUGUUUCCGAUUUCUUUGGAGUUGGCAAAUUUCUUUCAUUUUUACUGAUGUGGUAAAUUAGUGGUUUGAAAAAGAGAGAAAGGGAGAACUAAUUUUAAUUUUAGUAAAUAGUCUUAAUUCACAAUAAGGGAACAUAAGGGAGUAGUUACAAUGUCGACAAAGGACAUUAAAAUUACAAAAGUAAUAACGCCUGUUGAUGUAGUGCAGAAGAAUAAUCCUUUAGUUAAAGGCAUUGCAAAGAUAUCGGAGAAAUGGCAUAAGCGUUGGUCUGAAAUUGACCAACCAUGGCCAGUGGAGGGGACCCUUAACCCAGAUGUAAUUAAAACAAUGCAGGUGCUUGUGUCCACAUAUAAGGCAAAUCAAAAGAAGGGUAAAAAGGGGGAAAAACGUAAAGAAAAGAGACAAAUAGAGCUUGGUAUUCUCCAGUUGUUUGAAAACGAGGGACAGAAAAGGAUAAAAGCGGCUAAAGAUAAGAGAGAUAGAGGUGCAGAAGAAAUAGGAGAAAAUGUAAAGGAAAGAGAAAAAUUAAUGGCAGAAAUUAAAGCACCUUUCUCACAUAUGGAUCCAGUAAAGAGACCCCCACCUUAUGAGAAGGAGGUGAAGUUUAAGGAAAUCUAUCCCCAGCUCCCAUUGAUCAGCCAGGAAGGUGAAUAUCGCAUCAGAGAUGAGGAUGACCGGAUAAUUGAAACAGGUCAAGCGGAAACAACUAUAAAGAUGUAUCCAAGUUCCAAAAGUAAGAAGAAAAUGACACGGUUGGAAACCAAGGGGGAACUGAGGAUCAGGAGGAUGGAAUCGGGAGAUGAUGGCGAUCAAAGUGACCUGGAAGGGAUCAUGGGUGGAUAUGACCCUGCAGUCAGGCGAAUAUUGAUGAGAGCGGAACAGAGGGGAGAUAAAACAUGGAGGAAAGAGGACUUAGGAGAUGAUAGUUCUAACGAGAGCGAGGAUGGAGACAGUGAUGAAGACUCAGAGAGUGAGGGUCUUUUGUCUUCGAAAGGGUUUUUUCCAGCGGCAUCUAGUACCAGAAUAGGAGAGGAUAAAAAGAGAGCUUUAAGAGAGGUUGAGAGAAGUAUAGAUCAAUGCCUUUCGUACUUGGAUAAAUCCAUUAAACCAGAAAGCCGAAAAGCACUGGAGAACCAAUUAAAGGAGCUGCAAAUUCAGAAGAAAGAGUUGCGGAAAGGAGGCUCCCAAAAAGUGGAUGUGAAAUAUGCACUGCGCACAAGAAAAGGGAAGACACACGAGAAGAUGUGUCCAGUGGUCAUCCGAGGACAGAGCUUGGAAUACAAGCCUUGGCAAAACACAGAUAUGUCAGAUAUACUUGAGAAGUUACCUACUCUUCAGGAUGGAGCACAUCCUUGGAUUUCGAAGUUGGAAGAGAUCAUGGUGGGGACACAGCCUGCAAUAGGAGAUAUUAAGAGACUUUUGGCUAAUCUCCUUGGAGUCCCAGCCAUGGAAGAGAUUCUACAGAAAGCAGGACUUAAUCGAUAUGUGGGGACUGCUGUGAAUGAUCCGGAGCUGUUUUCUGCAAUUAGAGGUCGAGUAUGGAGAGCGCUGAGAGAUACAUUUCCGACAAAUGUACAUCCUGAUAAUAUUCUUAUUGAGCCACUGGGACAGGAAGAAAACCCAAGGGCCUAUGUGUCAAGAGCCCAUCAAGUGUGGAGAAAUGUUACAGGAAAUGACCCGGAUUUGAAUCAAAUGGAGCACUAUGAUUAAAGAUACUGGGAAUGCUCAACUUCAUUGUAACCUUUCUUGGACACAGGAUGGCCUUUUGGCAUUUGAGACGAUCAAACAGAGGUUGCAAGAGG
Molecule: messenger RNA, 4231 nt
Organism: Colossoma macropomum (tambaqui)
Lineage: Eukaryota; Metazoa; Chordata; Actinopteri; Characiformes; Serrasalmidae
Exons: 2
Coding region: 2580-4139 (519 amino acids)
Source: RefSeq, a predicted model, not a curated record